This is a messenger RNA of Racocetra persica, 2037 nucleotides long. The record is from the annotation of a GenBank genome assembly. Lineage: Eukaryota; Fungi; Glomeromycota; Glomeromycetes; Diversisporales; Gigasporaceae.
ACUGAUCCCGAUAAAAAAGCGGAAUUUAUUAUUUUAGCCAAUAAAGCUGCCAAGAAGGCCGAAGAAAUUAAACGAAAAGUCAAAAACAAUCCUAUCGCUCAAUUAGCCAAUUUUAAUUAUUUAGACGAUUUGAGAGCAUUAGCACAAGGCAAUGUUCCGCCUAAUGUUUGUCCCGACAGACAACCGGGUGGAGGCGGUUCAAACAGCAAUAAUAAUAAUGGUGGUGGAGGAAAUGGAAGCGGCCAAACCCCCAAUCCCUUGGAAGAACCAAAAACCGAUAGAAUAGUAAACGGCAAAAAGAGUUCAUUAUUGGGUGAAUACCAAAAAUUUGCUAACCUUUUCCCUGAUGGCGACCGGAACGAAAAGUUUUAUUUUUCUCGGACUGCCCCUUACACUAUUUAUUUUCCGCCAUCACUUCAAAGUUAUUAUGAAAAAGGCAAGGAAUUGGGUCUAGAAGAAUUAGAAAAUCCAACACGAGGGGACUAUGAGAAAGGAUUAGGUAAUAAUGCCUUAUUCUAUGGUGCUCCUGGGACAGGCAAGACAGAAACGAUGAGAAAUCUUUGCGUGAAAGCCGACAAGUAUCCAUUAGUGGUUGUUGCGGCGAAUUGGAAUGAAGUUUGGUUAACGAUUAUGGAUUUGAAAGAGAGGAAAAUGUCUAACGGAUUAAAGUUUUUAAAAGACUGCUUGGAGGGUGUAGAUAAAGAUGAGUGCAGCAAAAAUCUGUGGGUAUUUGCGACCAAUCACAGAGACCAAGAAGACGAUAACGAUGACGGCAGCGAUAGCGAAGAUGAAAAAGAAGUAGAUAUUGAAAUUGUUUAUGAAAGCGUCCAGAAACCAACCAUAGAAAAGGUUUUAGAAACCAGUUUAAAUAGUCUGACUAGAAUAAUUAACGGCAAAUUAGACGAAAUAAUAGAACAAUUAGAGCCAGACGAAGACGAUGGAGAAGAAAAUAUAAUCGUUAAAUUACAAGCCGAAAGUAAACGAAUUAAGAAACAGAUAAGUCAUGACAAAAAAUCAAGAAAUCACAAAAUUAGAGAAAAAAGUUGCGUGGCAGCAGUAGGCAUCUGUGUUGCCAGUGCGGGAGCGGCUACUCCUUUUGUAAGUGCGGUCGGUGGCUACUUAAUAGGUGAUAAAGCCGAUAAAGAAAGUUUGGAAAGAGAAAAAAUGCUGCUUCAAGACAAAAGAUACAAAGAUGCUGUCGGCGAAGUAGACAAGCAAGCACAACAGAACAAUCAAAAUAAGCAUUUAAUAGAUGAAAUUGUCGGCAAAUUAAAUGGUAGUAGACCGCGACAAUCACACGAGACGGAUGAAUAUCUAAAACAGCAGUUAGCGAUCGCCCAAAAUGGUUUAAAGGAUGGUGAAAAUAGGCUUAAUAGAUUAAAAAGCGAUGUUGGCAAAUUGAGAAAAGAACUUGGCGGCGGAGGAAGUUUAAUGAGUCUUUUAGGCCUGGAUAAAUUAUCCUUUGCUGACAAAGUGAUAAUUGCCGGUGGAAUAGUGUUGAAAAGGGAGAAAAAUACGAAAAUGUGCGUUGAAGGGAAGAAGACGGCUCCAAAGGAACAGGCCAGAGAAAGAAUCAAAGAACAAAGAGAAAAAGCACGAGAAAAAUCAAAACAAGAAGCACUGGAUAAAUUUGAAACUCUAAGUAAUGAAUGCUUUCAAAAAACAUUUGAAUUAGGACUUAAAGUAGAUGUUAGAAAUGAAGAAUUAUCGGUGGAUGAUUAUAGAAACAUAAAAAAACUUUUAAAGAAACUAAACCGAGCAGAAAAGCAGAAGGAAUUAGAGGACUCUCUAAUUAAGGAGGAAAUAAAAAAAUUACAAACUUCCUUAAAAGAAUUGGAAGAGCAUGUAUCUCCACGCACCCAAGACCAAGCCAGCAACGAUAAAAGCCGCCAAAGAAAAGCCAAAAAAAAAUACGAUGAAUCACCCGAAUUUUUGGAAGAAGAAGAAGAUUUAAAUAACAAAAAAAAGCAAUUAGCCGACUUAGAGAAAAAAAAUAAUCCCUCAACCACUAAUAAGCCUACUAAUUAUACUCCCUGA